Molecule: messenger RNA, 1497 nt
Organism: Paramecium sonneborni
Lineage: Eukaryota; Ciliophora; Oligohymenophorea; Peniculida; Parameciidae
Source: the annotation of a GenBank genome assembly
AUGCAAAAUGAGACUAAUAAAAGAGUUGCUUAUUUUUAUCAUCCAUAAAUAGGAAGAUAUCAUUAUGGUAAGGAACAUCCGAUGAAACCUAAAAGAAUUGCAAUGGCGCAUAAUUUAAUUGUGAAUUAUGGGUAAUUAUAUAUAAAGAAGUCUUAGACUAUAUAGAAAUCUUGAUGUGUAUAUGAACCGUUAGGCUUCAUUAAAAGAGAUGGAAAAAUUUCAUGAGCCAGAAUAUUUAUAAUAUUUAAGCCAAUUUACAAGUGUUAGAAGUUAAAUUGUGAAUGAGUAUCAACACUAUAACCAACAACCAAAUAUCACACAUUUUACGAGUCACAUUUACAACGAAUUUGAUUUGUUAGAUUAUAAUAUACCACACAGUCAUGAGCCAAUUGAGACAAAUAAUAAUUAUCCUCAACCAAAUAGUUUUAGAGUGGGAGACUCAACAGACAACCCUAGCUUUCCGGGAUUAUAUGAUUUUUGUCAAUUGUCAGCAGGAGGAUCAAUAGAUGCUGCACAUGUUUUAAUUUCAUAAGAUGCAGAAAUAGCAAUAAAUUAUUCAGGAGGUUUGCAUCAUGCUAAAAAAAGAGAAGCGAGUGGGUUUUGUUAUGUAAAUGACAUAGUAAUAGCAAUUUUGGAAUUAUUAAGAGUGCAUUAGAGAGUACUUUAUGUGGAUAUAGAUGUUCAUCAUGGAGAUGGAGUAGAAGAAGCAUUUCUUUUGACAAAUAGAGUAAUGACUUGUUCAUUUCAUUAAUAUGGAGAUGAUUUUUUUCCAGGAUCGGGUGAUAUUGAUAGUUAUGGAGAAGGAUUAGGCAGAUAUCAUGCUUUAAAUAUUCCAUUAAAAAUAGGUAUGAAUGAUGAAACCUUUACAGAAAUAUUCUAGAAAAUAAUCACUUAAGUAAUGGAAAUAUACAGACCAGAAGCAGUAGUUUUAUAAUGUGGAGCUGAUUCUUUAUGUCAUGAUAGAUUAGGAGGAUAUAAUUUAUCAACAAAAGGUCAUGGUGCAUGUGUUGAAUUUAUGAUUAAAUACAAUGUACCUAUUUUAGUACUUGGGGGAGGAGGAUAUACAAUAUAAAAUGUUGCUAGAUGUUGGGCAUAUGAAACAGGAUUAUGUUUAAAUAAAAAGAUUGAUGCUCCUAUUCCAACAUCUGAAAUCUAUUAUGAAUAUUAUGCACCAGAUUAUAAAUUACAUUUCCCAAUUAAACAAAAUGUAGAAAACAAAAAUAAGAAAGAAGAACUAUAAAGAAUAGUUGAAAAAAUAUAUGGUUAUUUAAAAUCUAUUGAACCUGCUCCUGGAAUAUCUUUUCAUGAUUUACCUUAAUCUUUUUAUCCAGAUAUGAAUGUUGAAGAAGGUAAUAUAUACUAAUAAUACUUCUAGAAAUUAAUCCUGAUUAACGUUAUGAAUAAACUCUAAAUUAAUUUGAGGGAGCACAUUAUGAAGAAGGAAGUGAAAUCUUAGUAGAUCCAUCAAAUGGAUUCUCUAUUCAUAGAAGAGAAUGA